AUGAAGAGGUGGGAAAUGAUCUGUGGUUGUAACGGUGAGAAUUACAACCCAGAGGCGGAAAGCGCAACCCAGCGAGUGCUCAAUCAAUUCGCCUAAAUACCUAUCAUUGUCUCGACCCCCUCGAGAAAGGAGUCAAGCACUCUCUCAUUGGACAUCAAAUGAUUAUUCCCGAGUAAUUUUUAUGUUUUCCAAGCAUUUUAGCUCGAUCCGAAUUCGAAUCGGCACGUCGAGGAAUUGCAAUAAGAUGAGGUUGGAAAGAAACUGAAUUCACUUUUCCUUUUCCUUCCUCCAACACUCAACUCGUUCAUGACACUCCCUCUCUCGUCCUUUUAAUCCACCAAUCAGCCUGUUCCCUGGCCAGCUCUGCCGCUAGCUUAUGCAGGCUCCCCAACUUCUUAUCCCCCACGAUAUCCGUCCGACUUACAAUGCUCAUAACCUCUUUGAUCAUCACACCGCGUCGCCAAGAGUGCUCCUCGGGACGAACGACAUACAACCUCUGCCUCCUUCCCUUCAACUACGCAUGCCACAAAACCAACCCCCACUGAACAAUGUUCCUCCACCAAAGCAGGAACAAAAGCUAACCAAGGCGGUCGGCAUACCCGCCAUUACUCCCGACGGGGUCGUCAUGGUCGAUGACCCAGAAUCUCGAUCAACACGUUCCUACACUCCCGUCAAACUCGUUGGAGAUGGCUCUUUCGGAACUGUAUGGCUAUGCGAUUGGCAGGGGGCACUUCCUAUCAAUACACCCCUCUCUCCUAUGCAAUGCGGCGCUGGUGCUCGACCGGACUGGGCCGGUAAACGUCUUGUUGCUCUAAAAAGGAUGAAGAAACGUUGGGAGGGUGGUUGGGAAGAGUGCAAACGUCUCAAGGAACUCGAGUCACUUCGCGUCAUCCCUCGACACCCAAACAUCAUUCCUCUAUACGACUUCUUCGUGAUGCCCUCAACGAAAGAGCUUUAUUUUGUGUUUGAGUGUAUGGAGGGCAAUCUCUAUCAGCUCAUUCGCUCAAGGAAGGGCAGGUCGCUUGCUGGUGGACUGGUCUCGUCUAUUUUUCGGCAAGUUUGCAGUGGCUUACACCACAUCCAUCAGUCGGGCUAUUUUCAUCGUGACAUGAAGCCGGAGAAUUUGCUAGUGACUACUACAGGGUUACACGAUUAUUUGACGACGAAUCCCCGCUUGAUUGCUGCUGCCAAUUCAAAUGGGACCAUUCCGACUGAGCGCGAUGUCGCGGUUAUCGUUAAACUUGCUGAUUUUGGGCUUGCAAGGGAAACUACCAGUCGCCCGCCGUACACCGAGUACGUAAGUACACGAUGGUAUCGUGCGCCAGAGGUGCUACUGCGAAGCCGGGAUUAUUCCAACCCCGUCGACACGUGGGCUUUGGGGACUAUCAUGGCGGAACUUGUCAACCUCAGACCCCUCUUUCCAGGGCAAGGAGAGACUGACCAGGUGGCAUUGAUUUGCGAGGUACUUGGGGAUCCGUCAGAUGAUUAUGGUAUUGAUGAGCGGGGGGUCUGUAUUGGGGGCGGUUCUUGGCCGAAAGGGAUACGAAUGGCCUCAUCACUCGGCUAUGCUUUUGGCAAGCAUGAGACGAAUGGCAUGAUGAAUGGCGCGAUGAGUCUCGCUGGCUCAUCAUCGUCAUCCCUCCCUUCGGUUCCCCCACGCCACAUCCCCCUUCCCAUUCAUUCCCUUCCUCGUACCAGGCACGUUCUCCUCAACCACACUACUGCGAUAUUUCCUCGCCUGUGUCUGCAACCCCUCUUUCACCUUCUCCGUUAUCCCCGUUGUCUACUUUACCACCCACUACGAGCUUGACAACUGGCAUUGUCGACCAAUUGAGGGACUUGGACCUUCCGGCUGAUCGGAAACCACUCCCUCGACAUGAUGAUCCUCAGGGACCCUCGAUGGAUGUUGAUCCAGACCAUCAAGAUACCCAAUACAAUUCGCACAUGCCAUCUCCCCCAAGACCUUCUCUUUUGCAACAACAGCCCCAAGCCUCGGGCAGCCAUCCUUCCGCAGUACCAUCGGCUCAAUCGUCAUCUUCGAAUAAGAGCAGCUUGUUUGCCGCUUUCGGAAAAAAGAAGAAAACACUUGGCAUCUUUGGAGGGAGCAACGACAAAUCGGCAUCUUUGCCUCCAGUUGAAGAAGUUGAACUUUCGUCAGGUAAUCCUGUCUCUCCGAAACGGACACAAUCGAGCAGUACUGGGAGCAGGUCAAUUGAUGACCAGCGACAUCCGAAUGGUUCUGGGUUCGUGCCGCAUCUAACAGUGUCAAACGCAAACGGUCAUACGAUGGCGGCUGCCGAA
Cantharellus anzutake is the source of this 2301-nucleotide messenger RNA. Its product is annotated as kinase-like domain-containing protein. Bases 377 to 1810 code for a protein of 477 amino acids. The transcript is spliced from 3 exons. Lineage: Eukaryota; Fungi; Basidiomycota; Agaricomycetes; Cantharellales; Hydnaceae. Gene Ontology annotation, cellular component: cytoplasm; nucleus. Gene Ontology annotation, molecular function: protein serine/threonine kinase activity; ATP binding. The record is from RefSeq and is a predicted model, not a curated record. Gene Ontology annotation, biological process: protein phosphorylation; intracellular signal transduction.